Messenger RNA from Pseudocercospora fijiensis CIRAD86, 1473 nucleotides. RefSeq lists its product as uncharacterized. Lineage: Eukaryota; Fungi; Ascomycota; Dothideomycetes; Mycosphaerellales; Mycosphaerellaceae. The record is from RefSeq and is a predicted model, not a curated record. Gene Ontology annotation, molecular function: squalene synthase [NAD(P)H] activity. The transcript has 2 exons. Bases 1 to 1473 code for a protein of 490 amino acids. Gene Ontology annotation, cellular component: endoplasmic reticulum membrane. Gene Ontology annotation, biological process: ergosterol biosynthetic process; farnesyl diphosphate metabolic process.
AUGCCGUCUGUCAGCAGCGUCGCAUACUACCUCUUCCACCCGUCCGAACUACGCGCCAUCAUCCAGUGGAAGACAUGGCACAAUCCCGUUCACGAACGCGACGAGAGCAAGGAAUCGGCAGAACUGAAAGAAUGCUUCCGCCAACUCAACCUGACCUCGCGGUCCUUUGCUUCCGUCAUCCAGGAACUCCAUCCUGAGCUCCUGGUCCCUGUUGCGCUCUUCUACCUCAUUCUGCGAGCGCUCGACACCAUCGAGGAUGACAUGACCAUCGACAUUGGCGAGAAAGAGCCUCUCCUGCGCGAGUUCGACCAUUACAUCGAUGAUGAGAGCUGGACGUACAAUGGCAACGGUCCAGAUGAGAAGGAUAGGGAGUUGCUCGUCAAAUUCAACUGCGUGAGCAGGGAGUUCAACAAGAUCAAGGAGGAGUACAAGGUCAUCAUUCGGGACAUCACAAAGCGUAUGGGCAAUGGCAUGGCCGACUACGCCAAAAAUGCCAACCACAACGCGAAUGGCGUCAAGACGAUCAAGGACUACGAGCUGUACUGCCAUUACGUUGCCGGCCUUGUUGGCGAGGGUCUUACGCGACUCUUCGUGGAAGCCAAGCUCGCCAAUCCCGCUUUGCUUCAAAGACCAGAGCUGAUGGAGAGCAUGGGCCAGUUCCUGCAACAAACAAACAUCAUUCGAGACAUUCGCGAAGAUCAUGAGGACAAGCGGUACUUCUGGCCCAAGGAAGUCUGGUCGAAGUACGUCGACACAUUCAGCGAUCUAUUCUUGCCCGAAAACAAGGAGAAAGCGCUUCAAUGCAGCAGCGAGAUGGUGCUCAUCGCGCUGAAUAGAGCGGACGAGUGCUUGUUUUACAUGGCGGGUGUCAAGGAGCAGUCGGUGUUCAACUUCGUGGCCAUCCCACAGACCAUGGCUAUUGCAACGCUCGAGCUUUGUUUCCAGAACUACGACAUGUUCAACCGUAACAUUAAAAUCACAAAGGGCCAAGCGUGUGAUCUCAUGAUGAAGUCCACGCAGAACCUGCAGCUCGUAUGCGACGUCUUCAGGACGUAUGCGAGGAAGAUCCAUAGGAAGAACAAGCCUAGCGAUCCUCACUUCCUCGACAUCAGUGUCGCGUGCGGCAAAAUUGAACGGUUCAUUGAGACCAUUUUCCCAAGCCAAACACCGAGGACGCUGCCGCCUGGCGCGACACCUGGCGAGGCACGGCCAGUGCCAGUCGACUCGGCAGAGGAGGCUAGACGGAAGCAGGAGGAGGCCGAAGCAAAGAAAGAUGUGAUGUAUCUUGUCCUUGCCAUUGUGGCCACUCUGGGGUUCAUUUCAUUCUUUCAGAUUGGAGCGGCUUGGUUUUUCGGCGCGCGAUUCGAUCUGGCGUUCAAGUCGCUCAAAGAGGGCAACGUGUUGCCGCCCAAGAACCAGGGCGAUGUGCAGAGUGUGCUUUCGAAAUUCGAGGGCCGUCGCGACGAGCUGUGA